AUGGCUUCCUCUAACGCCCCGUCACAGCCUGCCAUAGGAGAUCAUCUGGUUUCCACAGCCCCAGGCCCCUCCCCAGAGGCAGAGGACGACCCUGGCGAGGCUUUCGAGUUUGAGGACAGUGAUGACGAAGAGGACACCAGCACAGGCCUGGCCGUCUCCAGUGUUGUUGCCACUGCUGCUGGGAAGGAGACAGAGCCCCCACUGAUCUGCUUCGACUCCACCCCCAUCACUGACCCAGACCCAGCAGCCGCACCAUCCCAGACUGAGGAGCUGGCACUGGUGAGCAAUGGGGACGCCGUGGAUGUGGCCGUCCCUGGGGUGCGGCGCCCCAGCUGGAAGCGGAAGAGUUCCCAUCGCAUCGACCGGUUCACUUUCCCCGCCCUGGAAGAAGAUGUGAUUUAUGACGACGUCCCCUGCGAGAACCUGGACGCCCAUCAACCUGGGGCGGAGAGGAACCUGUUGUAUGAGGAUGUGCACCGCGCCGGGCUGCCUCGCGAGGCCGAGGACCUAGGCUGGAGCUCCAGCGAGUUUGAGAGCUACAGCGAGGACUCGGGGGAGGAGGCCAAGCCCGAGGCAGAGCCCACUAAGCAUCGAGUGUCCUUCCAGCCCAAGAUGACCCAGCUCAUGAAGGCCGCCAAGAGCGGGACCAAGGACGGCCUGGAGAAGACGCGGAUAGCCGUCAUGCGCAAAGUGUCCUUUCUGCACAGAAAAGAUGUCCUUGGUGACUCGGAGGAGGAGGACAUGGGGCUCCUGGAGGUCAGCGUUUCAGAUAUCAAGCCCCCAGCCCCAGAGCUGGGUCCCAUGCCCGAUGGCUUGAGCCCUCAGCAGGUGGUCCGGAGACACAUCCUGGGCUCCAUUGUGCAGAGCGAAGGCAGUUACGUGGAGUCUCUGAAGCGGAUACUACAGGAUUACCGCAACCCCCUGAUGGAGAUGGAGCCCAAGGUGCUGAGCGUUCGCAAGUGCCAGGUGGUGUUCUUCCGCGUGAAGGAGAUCCUGCACUGCCACUCCAUGUUCCAGAUCGCCCUGUCCUCCCGCGUGGCCGAGUGGGACUCCACCGAGAAGAUCGGGGACCUCUUUGUGGCUUCGUUCUCCAAGUCCAUGGUGCUAGACGUGUACAGCGAUUACGUGAACAACUUCACCAACGCCAUGUCCAUCAUCAAGAAGGCCUGCCUCACCAAGCCGGCCUUUCUGGAGUUCCUCAAGAGGCGGCAGAUUUGCAGCCCAGACCGCGUCACUCUCUACGGACUGAUGGUGAAGCCCAUCCAGAGGUUCCCACAGUUCAUCCUCCUGCUCCAGGACAUGCUGAAGAACACCCCCAGGGGCCAUGCCGACAGGCUCUCGCUGCAGCUGGCCCUCACCGAGCUGGAGACGCUGGCCGAGAAACUAAAUGAGCAGAAGCGGCUGGCUGACCAGGUGGCCGAGAUCCAGCAGCUGACCAAGAGCGUCAGCGACCGCAGCAGCCUCAACAAGCUGUUGACGUCGGGCCAGCGGCAGCUGCUCCUGUGUGAGACGCUGACGGAGACUGUGUACGGGGACCGUGGGCAGCUGAUCAAGUCCAAGGAGCGCCGGGUCUUCCUGCUCAAUGACAUGCUGGUCUGUGCCAACAUCAACUACAAGGGCCAGCUGGAGAUCAGCAGCCUGGUGCCCCUGGGGCCCAAGUACGUGGUGAAGUGGAACACGGCGCUACCCCAGGUGCAGGUGGUGGAGGUGGGCCAGGAGGGCGGUGCCUACGACAAGGACAAUGUGCUUAUCCAGCACGCUGGUGCCAGGAAGACCCCUCCUGCAAGCCAAUCCCAGAACAAGGUAUACCUCGGCCCCCCGCGCCUCUUCCAGGAGCUGCAGGACCUGCAGAAGGACCUGGCCGUGGUCGAGCAGAUAACCCUUCUCAUCAGCACACUGCAUGGCACCUACCAGAAUCUGAACAUGACUGUGGCUCAAGACUGGUGCCUGGCCCUGCAGAGGCUCAUGCGGGUGAAGGAGGAGGAGAUCCACUCGGCCAAUAAGUGCCGCCUCCGGCUCCUGCUUCCUGGGAAACCUGACAAGUCUGGUCGCCCCAUCAGCUUCAUGGUGGUCUUCAUCACCCCUAACCCCCUCAGUAAGAUCUCCUGGGUCAACAGGUUGCACUUAGCCAAGAUCGGACUCCGGGAGGAGAACCAGCCUGGCUGGCUGUGUCCUGAUGAGGACAAGAAGAGCAAAGCCCCCUUCUGGUGUCCUAUCCUGGCCUGCUGUGUUCCUGCCUUCUCUUCCCGGGCUCUUAAUCUGCAGCUGGGGGCCCUGGUCCACAGUCCUGUCAACUGUCCCCUGCUGGGCUUCUCUGCGGUCAGCACCUCCCUUCCGCAGGGCUACCUCUGGGUUGGCGGUGGACAGGAAGGCGCCGGGGGCCAGGUGGACAUCUUCUCCCUGAACCGGCCCUCACCCCGCACCGUCAAGUCCUUCCCUGUGGCGGCCCCUGUGCUCUGCAUGGAAUACAUUCCAGAGCCAGAGGAGGAGGGGGGGGAGGAGGAUGGUGAGAACGGAGAUGAGAGCCGGACGGCCUCCGACCCCUCGGCCACAGUGCACCCAACCAUCUGCCUCGGGCUGCAGGAUGGCAGCAUCCUGGUGUACGGCAGUGUGGACACGGGGACCCAGUGCCUGGCGACCUGCAGGAGCCCAGGCCUGCAGCCUGUGCUCUGUCUCCGGCACAGCCCCUUCCACCUGUUUGCCGGCCUGCAGGACGGGACCCUGGCUGCCUACCCUCGGAGCAGCGGAGGAGUCCCGUGGGACCUGGAGAGCCCGCCUGUGUGCCUGACCGUGGGACCUGGGCCUGUCCGCACCCUGCUGAGCCUGGAGGAUGCAGUGUGGGCCAGCUGUGGGCCCCGGGUCACUGUCCUGGACGCCACCACUCUGCAGACUCAGCAAAGCUUUGAGGCGCACCAGGACGAGGCAGUGAGCGUGACGCACAUGGUGAAGGCGGGCAGUGGCGUCUGGAUGGCCUUCUCCUCCGGCUCCUCCAUCCGCCUCUUCCACACCGAGACCCUGGAGCACCUGCAGGAGAUCAACAUCGCCACCAGGACCACCUUCCUCCUGCCAGGCCAGAAGCACUUGUGUGUCACCAGCCUCCUCAUCUGCCAGGGUCUGCUCUGGGUGGGCACCGACCAGGGCGUGAUUGUCUUGCUGCCUGUACCCCGGCUGGAAGGCAUCCCCAAGAUCACAGGGAAAGGCAUGGUCUCACUCAACGGUCACUGCGGGCCUGUGGCCUUCCUGGCUGUGGCCACCAGCAUCCUGGCCCCCGACAUCCUGCGGAGCGACCAGGAGGAGGCUGAGGGCUCGCGGGCCAAGGACGACAAGCCAGACGGGCAGCCCCAAGAGCCGGCGCCCGCGCCCGAGAGCCACGUGGGCUGCGAGCUGACCCGCAAGAAGGGCAUCCUCUUACAGUACCGCCUGCGCUCCACGGCCCACCUGCCCGGCCCGCUGCUGUCCGUGCGGGAGCCCGCGCCCUCCGACGGCGCCGCCCUGGAGCACAGCGAGGAAGACGGCUCCAUCUACGAGAUGGCUGACGACCCCGACGUGUGGGUGCGCAGCCGGCCCUGCGCCCGCGACGCCCACCGCAAGGAGAUCUGCUCCGUGGCCAUCAUCUCUGGCGGCCAGGGCUACCGCAACUUUGGCGGCGCCCCAGGGGGCAGCAUGAGGCCGGCUCCGUGUGGGGAGACGGACAGCACCCUCCUCAUCUGGCAGGUGCCCUUGACGCUAUAG
Molecule: messenger RNA, 3732 nt
Organism: Elephantulus edwardii (Cape elephant shrew)
Lineage: Eukaryota; Metazoa; Chordata; Mammalia; Macroscelidea; Macroscelididae
Gene: ARHGEF10L
Product: Rho guanine nucleotide exchange factor (GEF) 10-like
Exons: 26
Coding region: 1-3732 (1243 amino acids)
Biological process (GO): actin cytoskeleton organization; positive regulation of stress fiber assembly; SREBP signaling pathway
Cellular component (GO): cytosol
Molecular function (GO): protein binding; guanyl-nucleotide exchange factor activity
Source: RefSeq, a predicted model, not a curated record